AUGCGGCUGUGGGAGCUGACAGAGAGCCUCCGGUAGUCGCGCCUCCGGUAGUCGCUCCUCCGGUAGUCGCUCCUCCGGGGCUCCAGCAGCAGCAGUCGGACUCCACCGCUCCGCCGACAGAGAUGCACUUGACUCGGCCGCGUCCCCCCCGUGAAGUCCCGGCGGCGCGUCGCUGAAGAGCCGCAGACCGGAACCGCGGAGACUCUCCAGGACCAACUUUCUGGAGCUAAACGACGUUUCCAUCUUUUCUUUUCUUUUUUACAUUUUUUCUUUUUUUAAAUUGUUGUUGUUGCCUUUGCCGCGGGGAUGGACACCGGGCUGUACCUGCUCGCCUGCUUGUCGUUGGCCCGGGUCAGCUGGGGUCUCGGAGGGUACGGGGAGCCCGGGCUGCAGACGGGCCAGCGGGCGGCCAGCAGACACAGGAACUGGUGCGCCUACGUGGUGACGCGCACCGUGAGCUGCGUGAUGGAGGACGGCGUGGAGACGUACAUCAAACCCGACUACCAGCGCUGCACCUGGGGCCAGUGUCCCAGAGUGGCCUACCGGACGUACAGGAGGCCGAGGUACAAGGUGGCCUACAAGAUGGUGACGGAGAUGGAGUGGAAGUGUUGCCACGGUUACUCCGGGGAGGAUUGCCACGACGGGCCGAAGGGAACCGGCGACGCCCAGACCGGCGGAGGACGACCCCGCGUCACGCAGACGAGCCUCAACACUGGCGGCGGCGGCGGGCAGACAGGCGGCGGCAGGCAGACAGGCGGCGGCGGGCAGACAGGCGGCGGCGGGCAGACAGGCGGCGGCGGGCAGACAGGCGGCGGCGGGCAGACAGGCGGCGGCAGGCAGACAGGCGGCGGGCAGACAGGCGGCGGCGGGCAGACAGGCGGCGGCAGGCAGACAGGCGGCGGCGGGCAGACAGGCGGCGGCGGCGGCCGAGACGGCGACGGGGAGAAGAUCCGGCAGCUGGAAGAAACCAUCCGCGGUCUGGCCAAAGACCUCCACAGCCUGCAGAGCGCCACGCACGCCAUCAACCAGCGGCUGCCUGGUCUGAAUGGGGCUAGUGUCCCUGCUGACUCCGCUCAGCCUCACAUGAAGGAGACCAUCAACAGCAUCCAGACCAAGCUGGACCAUCUCUACAACCGGACUCAGGUCCAUGACCAGACUCUGCUCAGCAUCAACAACCACCUGGUGAACGGAGGGGGCAACGAGCUGGACGGAGAGGCCAGAGGAGGAGGAGGAAGAAGUGGAGAAGGAGGAGGAAACCAGCUCACCACCCUGAAGGAGGAGAUCCUGACGGAGCUGGAGAGAAGGGUGACUCUGUCCUGCUCCUCAUGCCAGGCUGGCGUGGAGGACCUGAAGCGCCAGCAGCAGGAGGACAGGGAGCGCAUCCAGGGUCUGGAGAAGCUGAUCAGCUCCAUGGACCAGCACCUGAGGCACAGCCUGGACGUCUCCCGCAGCGAGACCCGGCGCUCCCAGGCCUGCUGCGACACCGUCACCGAGCUGGAGAAGAAGACGUCCGCUCUGGAGGUCCGAGUCGCCUCCACGUCCAACAAGUGCGACGUCGUGAAAGGCCGGCUGGACAAGGAGCUGGCCGGGACGGGCGGGGGGAGGGGCCGAGUGACAGAGGACAGGUUGACCGGCCGGCUCCGGGAACUGGAGAAGAAGGUGAACAGCACGUUGAGGAAGACGGAGCAGAGGUGCACCAACACGGGCAACAACGUGAAGGACAGCGCCCAGAGAGACGUCACGCAGCUGCGCAACAUGGUCCUCAGCCGCCUCGACGACCACGGCUUCAAGAUCGACAAGCUGGAGCUGGACGUGGCCGUCCUCGGACACACGGUCACCGACCACAGCCGGCGCUUGGGUCAGCUGGGGAACAUCACGGUCUCGCUGGACACGAGGCUGACGUCCACCGCAAACAUGUGCAACGAGACCUUCGGGCCCAACGGGAAAGGACGCAAGACCGACGACACGGUGAAAACCCUCGAGUGGAGAGUCGUGGCCAACCAAGAGGACAUCCACAAGUUUAACACCAGGCUGGACGACCUGUCCGUGUCAGGGGACUCGCUGGUCGACAGAGUCCUCAACCUCACGGAUGACCUCAAAAAGGUCAUCGCCGUGACGGGGGAGAGCGGCGAGCACUUCAACCGCAUCGUCACGGAGGUCGAAGCGUUGGGCCGCGAUCUGGAGGACUGUUCCGUUUGCGGCAGCGUGGAGGCCGGCCUGCGCUCUCUCGCCAACUCCACCAGGGACGGCCUCGGCGAGUGCCGGGCGGAGCUGACGGAUCUGCGGAGGAAGGUGGCCUCGGGGGAGUCGGCCUGCUCUCAGGUGUGCUCCAACCUUCAGGAGGAGGUCGGCCAGCUCAGAGAGGAUGUGGAGGAGUGCACGGGACGGUGUACGGUCGACGUGAACCAUCUGAAGGAACGCCUGGACGGCCAUGGCGUCCACAGCGGUAGACUAGGGGGGGAUCUGAAGUCCAUCCAAGGACAGCUGGCCGGAGUCAUGGUCACAUUUAGCUCCAUCAAUGACACCCUGAAGGGCCUGGGGAGGACCGUGCAGACACAUGGGAACACACUGACUGAUCUGAGUCACACCAAGGACAACAUCAUCUCUGAGGUGGACGACUUGCAGAAGGAGCUGACCGAUCACGUCGAUGACUCCAAGAUCCAGUUCGACAACGUGGGCAAAGACAUCCAAAUAACGAGGAGCAACUACGCGACGGAGGUCGGGGAGUGCCGGCGGUCCGCCGACGGCCUGGAGAGAAGACUCUCCAAGCUGGAGGGCGUGUGCGGCCGCCUGGACUCCUUCUCCGACGUCCUGGAGAAGAUCCGGAAGGGCCUGGAGCGACACGUGUCCGGGCUGUGGAGCUGCGUCAAUGGCCUCAACGUCACGGUGACGUCUCACGGGGAGCUCAUCCACGACAUCCAGUACGUCCAGCUGGACAACGUCCACUCCGACGUGCGCAGACUGAACUCGUCCGUGGUGGACCUGGCGAAGGAGUUCCACGGUUUCGUCGAGCUGGACUUCAUGGGUCCACCUGGUCUGCCGGGCCCCAGAGGAGAGAGAGGCGAGCGUGGAACCCAGGGUCCAGUCGGACCCCAAGGGAGGCUGGGACCCCAGGGCAGGGAGGGCACGCACGGACUAGCUGGACUAGCUGGACCCCCAGGUCUCAGAGGCGAACAGGGUCCUGCAGGGUCCGAUGCCCACGUGCCACGCCUUUCUUUUUCCGCGGCGCUGACCCGCCCGAUGAGGAACGCAGGGACCAUCGUGUUCAACGAGGUCUUCGUCAACGAAAAUAAGGUCUACAAUCCCAAGACAGGGUAUUUCACAGCUCCGGUGAGCGGGAAGUACUUCUUCAGCGCCAUCCUGACGGGCCACAAGAACAUGAAGAUCGAGGCGGUGUUGUCCAAGUCCAACCGGGGCGUGGCCCGAGUGGACUCGGCCGGGUACCAGCCCGAGGGCCUGGAGAAGCCCAUGGCGGAGGCCAAGCACAUCCCGGGAGCCGUGGCCGUCUUCAACAUCAUCCUGCCCAUGGAGGCCGGGGACACGGUCUGCAUCGACCUGGUCACGGGCAAACUGGCGUUCUCCUCGGAGCCGCUGACCAUCUUCAGCGGGACGCUGCUGUACGAGACCGUCUGAUCGGGAAGGCGUCGUCGUCGGAUUCGGGUCUCGGACACUGAAACACCUGGACUGGAUUCAUUCAGCGAGGAGAAGAAUACUUCACGUUUGACUUCAUGUGCAACAUCAAAACAAGUCAUUCUCAACCUCAACACUCGUUUGUGUGUUUCACAGCUUUAAGGAAAAAUAAUUUGCGCAAAUGUUAUGCUAUGACGUAAAAAGAAAAAACGCUGCAGGGUUAUCUUAUAAUUCUAUUGUGGCAGCUGUGGAGGUGUGUGGGGGUGGGAUCUGGAAUUGGCCUCAGCUGCUGGCUGAUUACCAAUCAGCCAGCUGCUGAGACCAAUUAGAGACCCCACCCCCACAGCUGCCACAUACAUAUUUCAUGCUGUUCUACAAAUUUGAAUUAUUUACAGAUCACACGGUAGUGGCUCUCAGGUCUUAUUUGUGUUAAGGAAACGACACUUGGCUCAGAGGUUAUUGCAAACUGUUUCUAAAGCGGUAUAAUUUUGACCACAAAGCAAAUUCCCAGAAACAUGACGCCUGAAUGCCGGUUGUUUUCGAGUGAUGUCGGGGACGCCGUCCAAACCACUGGUCUUUAGCAGGAAAUGCACAAAUGAAGUCACCGACAUUUCAAGAGAGAAACCGCAGCAUUUUGGUAAAUCAUACAACAGCAAAAACAAUAAGACCAUUUUAGGACAUUAGCGCUGCUUAGAAAACACGAGGCCAAGAGCAGGAUGGCCGGGGGGAAGAAUGGAGGUUUCUUUCUUUCUUUGUUUUGUUCUCCCUCUGUCCUAAUAAGGACCAUCUAAUGUUGGUGGAGGAUCAACAAGUUAAAGUUAUGAAGAAGUUCCUAUCAUUUUAUCUUACGGUGGAAUUUUUGUAUAAAGCUCAACAUAACAAAUAAUGAAGCUGAACUUUUGUCUCUAGGCUACACACACACACACACACACAUAAAACUGUCAGCGGUCUCCGCUUAUCUCUUCUAUUAUACCAGAUGCCUGAGCUUUACUGUCCAGCGCCAUUCUUAGCACUCACACACACAUGCACACACACACACUGUAAACACACACACACACACACACGUUGUGUAGAUAUUGUUUGAAUGGAUUUUAAAAGGAACAUUUCUAAUACUUUUACAGAGACGUUACAGCGCAUCGGGUCAUGUGCUGCAUCAUAUUGACAUAAUACAUGGAAGCAAUACAGGAUUAAUAUCAGCAUAUCAGGGUUUUGAUCCCAAAUCAUCGGGUUUAAAAAAAAGAAGAAGUUCCUUUCUAGUGUGGGAAUGUAAUUUUAUAUGUUUCUAUGUAUUGUAUAACCUCGAAGGAAUGUAAAUAUUUUUCAGCGGUUUCGCCCAUAUAAGAUAUAUAAGAGAGUUACCACUUCACCUUGACAGGUAUUGUAAAUGUUUUGUGUGUUUCCUUUUCUCUUUUUUUCCCACGUGUGCCUCAACAUUGUUGUAAUACAGCCGAUGUCGGGAGUCAUCUGGAUUGUGUUCCGCAUAUUAAAUGAGCCAGUACGUGCCAAUUUUUA
Molecule: messenger RNA, 5142 nt
Organism: Pseudoliparis swirei
Lineage: Eukaryota; Metazoa; Chordata; Actinopteri; Perciformes; Liparidae
Gene: emilin1a
Product: elastin microfibril interfacer 1a
Exons: 12
Coding region: 307-3633 (1108 amino acids)
Molecular function (GO): protein binding
Source: RefSeq, a predicted model, not a curated record